GCGGGCGCAGCGCUGGCAGAGGCGGGGCCGGGCCGGGCGGUGCCGGAGGAGCCCGAGCCCGGCAGUGCCGGCUGAAGCCCUGGUCCGCUCGGUUCGGCUCGGCUCGGCUCGGCUCGCUGCCCCGGCAUGGCGCAGGCGGCGCUGGGCGCGGCGGGGCUGCACUUUGACGAGCUGAACAAGCUGCGGGUGCUGGAGCCCGAGGUGGCGGCGCAGACGGCGCAGCUCCGCGAGCAGUGCCGGGCCUUCGUGGACAAAACAGCAGAAUUUCAGAACAUAGUGGGCAGCUUGAUUGAGCUCGUUGACCAACUGGCCAAAGCUGUAGAAAGUGAGAAGAUGAAGGCCAUCGGGGCACGGAACCUGCUGAAGUCGAUUGCAAAGCAGAGAGAGGCUCAGGAGCAGCAGCUCCAGGCUUUGAUAGCUGAGAAGAAGAUGCAGCUGGAAAGCUCCCCUCCCAGCUCCGGGGGCUGCCCUGCCCCACCUGGCACGGGGGUCCUGGGCCCUGUUCUGUCUCGCAGGUACCGGAUCGAGUACGAGACUCUCUGCAAAAUCGAAGCGGACCAGAACGAAUUCAUCGACCAGUUCAUUUUCCAGAAAUAGAGGAUUUCAAGAUAAAAACCAGCUCACGCGGAAACUUGACCAUUCCAGAACCUUGAGAAUUCCAGAAAUAUGCAAUUUCCCCUGUGCAGGAGUGCGGAUGGUUUGUGCACUGGAGGGGCUGUACCUCGGUUUGAGUGUCCCAUGGCAAUAAGAAGGGCUGACAGCUCACAGCUGCACAGACUGUUCUGGCCUUUGAUUUUAUACCAGUUUUGUACAGUCACUAGUUCUAAUUCAAAUUCCAGUUGAAUUAAUGCUACUGGUGCUUUGUUGUGUCGCUUUUUGAAAUCUACAGCUCUUUCAUAAAAAUCAGAAAAUAAAUUAUUGUUCUCAGACUGCCUGGCUGUACCAGAA
Molecule: messenger RNA, 948 nt
Organism: Motacilla alba alba
Lineage: Eukaryota; Metazoa; Chordata; Aves; Passeriformes; Motacillidae
Gene: IFT20
Product: intraflagellar transport 20
Exons: 4
Coding region: 127-597 (156 amino acids)
Biological process (GO): intraciliary transport; centrosome localization; protein localization to cilium
Cellular component (GO): intraciliary transport particle B; cilium; Golgi apparatus
Source: RefSeq, a predicted model, not a curated record